This is a messenger RNA of Corythoichthys intestinalis (scribbled pipefish), 1978 nucleotides long. It is a transcript of the gene bloc1s4, whose product is annotated as biogenesis of lysosomal organelles complex-1, subunit 4, cappuccino. The record is from RefSeq and is a predicted model, not a curated record. Gene Ontology annotation, cellular component: BLOC-1 complex. The transcript has 5 exons. Lineage: Eukaryota; Metazoa; Chordata; Actinopteri; Syngnathiformes; Syngnathidae. Bases 79 to 816 code for a protein of 245 amino acids.
CUGACUAUGCAAACACAGCAGUAGCGUUGAAGCCAGUGUCAACCUAGCACUCACCUUAUCUCCAGUGAGUCAGGCGACAUGGACCACCGUCGCGUAGAGCGGGUGGGCCUCCUGUCCCCCCUGGAGGAGUCGAGCGCCGAGAUUAGCCGGGACAGCGGCAUCGUGUCCCAGAGCGCCAGCAGCCUGUCGAUGGUCAGCGACAUCCUCAGCAGCGGCACCGUGUCGCAGAGCCCCAGCUUCGGCGCGGCGGCUAACGUCGUCGCGUCGCCCAGUCCGAGCUUUCACGAGGCGGUGGCGGCAGCGGCGUCCCAGAACGCUCCCGAAAGGCUCGACGACGACCUGGUCCAAACCGCCAUCGCGUACUCCUCCUACGUGAAGGCCACCGCGGGAGAAGAGAUUCUGUGCCUGGAGAAAAGCUUGGAGGAAAUGUUGACCAGAGUUGACGAGUUUGUCGGCAUGCUGGAUAUGAUUCGUAGCGACACGACACAGAUCGUGAGUGAAAACCUACCUCAAAUUCAGCAAAAGUCAGAGGAAAUGAGGCAACUGUACAGACGGAUCGACAAGUUAGAGGGCUUUGUCAAAAUGGUGGGUGCCAACGUCAGCGCCAUGGAGGAGCAGUUGACCCAUGCUGAGGGAGAAGUGGCCACGCUACCGGGUGCCUUCAAGAAGAUUUUCCGCACAAUGAGCGUUCCGGGCUUCUUAAAUAAACCAAACAGUCCACGAAGAACGCCACAACAUCCACACCAUCAAGAAAUCCCACGAGUGUUCCGCACGGACGAUUACAUCGUCACGUCGCAGCCAACAGAACAGUCGUAAAGACGACGCUAAUAGCUGACUCUUCUCUUUACCAACAAGUCAACGGAAGCACGUGAAGUGACACUUAACUGUAGCAAAAAAAAAAAAAGAUUUUAUUAUUUAAAAAGUGCCUCAACGGUCUUCUUUUCUGCUGGUUCUUAGCUUUGUACAGGCCUGAUGCAUCUCCUGAGACAAUUUUAUUUUGUAAAGUUUUUCAUAAUGUGCAUGUUGUCCUAAGUUAAUUUCCAAUCAGUCUAUUCAAUCACCAUGAGCAAUAUGGACCUCAAGUGUUACAUGUCUUCCAUUUAAAAAUGCUAAUUGUAUACAUAGCUUCUUGUUUCUUACUGGCUGCGUGGUUGUCAUUUGAAAAAGCACAUUGACUUAAGCUGAAGUUUGGCUGUAUACUAUAGUGAAACUGUGCCUGAGCUUUUCGGCAGCCAAGUGGACCUGUGAUGUGACGUCAGCUUCAUUGUUUAUCACGAUGAUUACAGCAAUGUCUGAUUGCUAAAAUAAGACGUUGCGGGAUUAUUUUGAGCACAUUUUGAGAGUAAGUAUUAAAAGUUUUUUUUUUUAAAUAAUGUGGUUUCGUUGUCUGUCUCGUUUUUGUCAAGGCUCGCUAGUUUGUCAUAGGCUAGGGUGACCAAACGUCCUCUUUUGCCCAGACAAGUCCUACUUUCACGUUGUAUCCUCGUCGUCCGGGCAGGUUUUAUAAAUUCAUAAAAAUGUCUGGUUUUUAUGAUUUUUCACGGGACCAAUUUGAAGAGAAUCCCUCCGGCCGCUGGGUGGCAGCAGUUGACGGCUCCUACUAGAAGGGAGGGAAGGAGUUGUUCUACUUGUUUUUGUUGGCAGUUUACCCCUAUGUUGAGGCCAUCUACUGGGUUGACGAAUUGGCCACAACGCCUGCCCAGUUGCUAAGUUUUUUUUUUUUUUUUACGAUAAAUACGUAUAUAAUGGCAACUUUUGACUUCUGUCGGAGCUUUGACUGUAAAAUCCCGUUUGAUGUCGCAUCGUUGCGCUGCCGAUGAUUGUAAACUUUUGUAGCAAAGUUUGAUUUUUGCCUCAGCUAACCGUAAGCUAAACCAUGCUACGCAUUAUGGGAAACGUAAUUUUGAACUGCUACGUUUGGAAACAUGCUGGUUGAAUAGUUUAUCAGUUUUUUUCGUUUUUUGUUUGUGUGCAAUCU